Molecule: messenger RNA, 584 nt
Organism: Centruroides sculpturatus (bark scorpion)
Lineage: Eukaryota; Metazoa; Arthropoda; Arachnida; Scorpiones; Buthidae
Product: lymphoid-restricted membrane protein-like
Exons: 4
Coding region: 192-584 (130 amino acids)
Source: RefSeq, a predicted model, not a curated record
UAGACCGGAAUGUGUUUUUUAACAUUUAUUUGCGAUUUUAUAAGGAUGCGAAACGAACUUCCGUUAAGACCAGGAAGGUCACGACCGACCUUUCUCUGAAAUAUCCGACACCCACGAGUAGAAGUGGGGUAGGCCCUUACGGUCGAUAAAUUCAUCCUGGUUCCGAGAGAUUAGUAAAAGUAUCGAACGGGAUGAGUCAAAUUACCAGUUUCUACGAACUGGUCAAAGCCGUAAAACAAAAUAACGGCAUCGAUUCCCUGAGUGAGCAAGAGAUAGAAGCAAAAUUUAAUAGUUUAUCUUUAGCUUUCAAAACAGAUAAAUUUACUUUGUCCAAAAGAUUAGAGUUGCAUCAGAGACAAAGAGAUAUUGCUGAAAAAAAUGUUGAGACUGAGUUGAAUGCAUUGAAAACAUUGCUUUCUGAAUUAGGUCAUCAUUGUUAUGAAGGAGAAUCAAAAGAAUUAAUUUCUAAAAUGCAAAAUCAUAUUGAUAUCAUUGAACAGUCAACUUCCAGAAUAUCUUGUCGUUCAGAAAUUUUUGGAGCUGUACAACAGGUAAUAUCUAAUAAUGAUUUUUAUAAUAUAUAA